GGACGACGACCUACCAGUCUCCGUCCCGGCUUCCACACCCCUUUCGGUCUGUCCACGGUGAUAAUCUCAUCAAUCCCCAGAGCUUAUGGACGGACAAAGAGGGUGCCUGCCAAAUUCAGAUUCUCCCUUUCUUCACCUCACAUUACCCUAGACAACGAGACUCUCCAAGACGGCCGUCAUCCAUGGUUCGAACCAUUGCAUAGGUUCCCCUUCAUCCAAGCGGUGGCCUGUUGCCCUGCGUAGGCGCCGACCUAUACCUCUACCCGAGUUCUUCGUCAACCCUCUGUCCCUCCAAUCAGAUCCUCUCGGGGUUAUCAAAUUUACCUUCCACCACACAAAGUUCUGACAUCUGACAUCUGCACUUUGCCAGAGGCAGGGUGUCAACGGCUGUUGCGUGGAGAGUUGACACGGCACCCCGGCUGUCAAGAGACCAGACCACGUUCCAGGACUAUUGUGGUAUCACGAAUCUACUCAAAUCUCCUUUUUCAUUUUAUCAAAAACCUGGCAGCUAUCAUACCAUCUGCUGUCCAGUGUCUCGUUGCUCAACCCCUCUGGACCUUUCCCUUUGUCGUUGGCAGUUAACCCGGGUGAUCGCCGUGUUGACUAGCCUUUUGUCCUAUUUGCACCCGCCCAAAAGGCCUGCAAUCUGUGUAUUCAUGCCCAUUCUAUGCAAAAAUCCGUUUUCAAUCUGCUCAUAUACCCCACACCACAUUCGUCAUCAGUAGUCUUUCCCGCAUUCUUGCCUUUUCCCACAUCUUAGCGCAUCGCAUUUGCAUCUGAAUUUUAUCCUCUCUGCAUCAUGGAGGCCACUCAAGAAUCUACUCAACCAUGCGCGGACCCUCGCCGAAUGGGGCUGAACAACUCUGGCCUUCACGAGCAGGAUCUGGCCGACAUCAUCUGUAUCCUGCAUCCGAACUCUCAUGCAGCGCAUGACGCGGUGGCUGCCACGGCAACUCUAGGCAAUCAACACAUCCUACAACAAGAUGUCUUGGAUUUCGAAACGUCCGAGACUGCUGCACUUGAUGUGGCCUUGAGAUUGUCAUCUCAGGUUUGCGACCUCGGCGUGGGCUUCUGCUUUGGUCGUAAUCGCGCCCGUUGUGAUGUCCUUCUGGCAGUCGACGAUGAAGCCAAACGAGUGUCUAAUACUCAUUUCCGGAUCUAUCUCACUGGCGACGGCAUUAUCAUGUUGCAAGACACGUCUACCAACGGUACCAUAGUAGACAACUGCCGCCUCAGGAAGAAUCAGAAAGAGAAUAGUCGCAUGCUCACCAACGGCUCCGUCAUUCAAGUGGUGACUGGAAACCAAGGAUCCGACGAGGUGCGAUUCGUCGUACGGAUUCCAUCUCGUGAAGGCUUCGCCGUUCAAUACACUCAGAAUGUCCUUCGUUACUUCGAGCGCGUGCAGCAGGUGGCUGGGGCCAUGCAACUUAAGAAUCGAAAUGGCCCCACUCCACCUGUGCUAUCAUGGUCGGUCGCAAAUACGUACGGAAUGCACUGGACGGGCGGUUCGAUGUACAAUGUGACCGGACAGAUCGGAAAAGGCGCAUUCGCAACUGUCUACAAGCUGGCUACCAAGCAGCAUGGUGCGAUCUAUGCUGCUAAAGAGCUGGACAAACGUCGCUUCAUGAAAAAUGGUAUCCUGGAUCAAAAAGUCGACAACGAGAUGAAGAUUAUGCGUGAUCUGAAACAUCCCAACAUUGUUCAAUAUAUCGAGCAUCAUGAACAUGACCGUUGGAUCUACAUCAUCAUGGAGUACGUUCCUGGAGGCGAGCUGUCCACAUAUCUGUCCAGCCACGGCAAGAUUGCGGAGGACAUGGUGCGGACAAUCGCCCGCCAGCUUUUGCGGGCACUUCACUAUCUUCACAAACGCCGAAUCACUCACCGUGACAUCAAGCCGGACAAUAUCUUGAUUGCCUCAUUGGAUCCGCUGCGCAUUAAACUUUCCGACUUUGGGCUAUCAAAAGUUACCCAGGAGGAGACAUUUCUAAAGACUUUUUGUGGUACACUACUAUACUGCGCACCCGAGGUGUACCCCGACUAUGAGACAUAUCGGCGCGGUGAGUACAGGAAGAGGCGUCGCGCGGGGGAUCCUCCUCCAAAGACGUCUCCCUACAGCCAGUCAGUCGAUAUGUGGUCACUAGGCGCUGUGCUGUACCACAUCCUGUGCGGAGUCCCUCCAUACUCUGGACGAGCAGAAGACCGCGGUGUGGCCAUGCUUCGUAGCAUCAUGGAAUCGGAGGCUGAUUUUGAUAUCCUGCGACACGAAGGUGUAUCAGAAUCUGGCAUCCACUUUGUCUCUCAACUCCUCAAUCGGGAUCCUUUCUCUAGACCGUCGGAAAAGCAAUGCUUCCAGCAUCCAUGGAUUGCCACGGUCCCGGAUGUGGAUGAGUACGAAGACGAUGACAUUAUGGAAGAUACACGCGACGCUCUCUCGGUUAUAGGAGAGGCCGAAGAAGAGCUUGAUGCGUCCCAGCUUUCUAUCCAUGAGGAGGCUGCAUACACCUAUGCGGCCGGCGCAGAUGAGUCCAGCAGCAACGAAGCUCUCGCCAAGAAACCACGCAUUGAAUACAUCCCUGCAGACAUUCGGUACCCAUCACUGCCCAAAAUCGAGAGUUUCCAAGAUGGCCAAAUUGUUGCCGAGACCCACGCAAGGCGGCUCUUUGGUGAAGUCACUUCCUCAGCUCUACGCAGCUCCCAUGCCCUUGGCCACACCGGGUCGUGGGACGACGGUGACUAUGACGCCGAGGGCUUUGCUUCUUCUGGUGAGUCGGUGAGCGACGAACGCAGUGUCUAUUCGAUCAUAUCUCUCCCAGAACACCCCUUCGGCGGCACGGCACCCAGCCUGAUGGGUACAGAGAAUCUCGUUAGACGACUGAAUAUGAACUCCUCGCUCCCUCUCUUCCCUGCACAGACCGCCCUGAUUAACCAAAUAUCGACGCGGCAGACCAGCUCUGGACAACUCACGGUACCCACGGAGUUCGCAAAAGCAGGGAGCACCCCGCGUGAGGUGAUUCCACCAACAUCGAGUGGUAACGAGACAACACCCAAGGCGCCCAAACUCUCCCGCCGCAUCGACUUGGAGUUGCCGGAAACCGCCAGCGAACGUUCUGACAGCAGUGCGCCAGCCAGUCGCCGCCAAUCUACGCAACCCCCUGAGACGCCCGCAGAGGCCGACUACGAUGUCGACUUUGCGACUACCUUGGAUGCACAAACCGGGCAGGCCAUCUUGGAGCAACUACGCUCGGCCGAGGAGCCCUCGGAUCCAAUUGUCCAUAAACAGCCCGACGCCCCCGGCCUCCCUACUCACAUGCCGGUCACUGAGUUUACCAAGCCUCCCAAACUUCUGGGAAGAUUGAGAAGCCUCACCGGCUCGAUGUUUGACCUGAACAUCCGCCUUGAAAGCCGAAUGACCUCGUGGGGCCGUGGACCUGACGCAACAAUCCGCCAUCCAGACAACAUGGAUGUGCGCAUCCCUGCCUAUGCGCUCGAGAUUACUUUCUGGGCCCCGGGGCUCGAACGUAGAAUUGCCGAAGGAGAAGACUGGACGCAAGUGCCCGGCGUGAUGGCCGUGCUCUCCACCAAAACACGCAAAUGCAUUUGGGUCAACGACACGGAGCUGCGCAAGGGUGGACCGGAAGGGCUACAAUUCGGCAAGCUCUACACGGGAGAUAUUAUUACCAUCUACAAGCACAAGGAUAACGGAGAGUUUCUGCGGCUGCGAUGCGAAUUCUACCACGGCGAGAGCGCGCAGCCUCGGCCUACAUACGAGGCCGGGUUCGUGGUGCGCCAAGCGCUCGUGGGCAAGCCGGACAGUGCCAAUCGAUCGUCUGGCCGGCCGAACCGCAUGAAGGAAGCCGAGUGAGAAGAUAGUCCGUAGAUAUUCUGGAUGGGAAUGGCAAUCGGGAUGGGGGAUCGGUAUGGUAAUUGACAUCGGGGUUAUGGUCUGCAUAGUUUUGCAUCUGCUUUCUGCUUCUGAUUCGGCGUUCUUUGCGUUAUCUCUCCGCUCUGGAAAUAGAUUGACAGCAAGAAUUGCACGGUGAAUUGCAUAUAGACCGGAUUUUGUCCGCCAACUCUAGCCGCUCUCCUUCUGUUCUAGUGCUCACCCUCUCGCCGCUUUUGCUCA
Penicillium brasilianum is the source of this 4123-nucleotide messenger RNA. Lineage: Eukaryota; Fungi; Ascomycota; Eurotiomycetes; Eurotiales; Aspergillaceae. The record is from the annotation of a GenBank genome assembly.